AAGAACAUUUUUGUAUAUAUUUCCCAAUAUAUACAUGCAAGAGUUUUUCUAGGCUAUAAAGCUAAGAGUAAAGUGUAUGUGCAGGCAAUCUCAAUUUUUAUCAGAUAAUCCCAAACUGUGUUCCAAAAUGGUUGUACCAGUUACACUGGAAGUCUAAUCAGGAGCAGGUGUAAAAUCAAGACCCAUACUCCUUUCUUGCCUAAAACUCUCAGUGGUUUUCUCUUUUCCUUGGAAUAAGAUCCAAGUCACUGCUGUGGUUCCCAGGGCUUCUACCUGGCUCUCUACCUGUGCCAUACGACUCUCCUCUUUGCUUUUUGUACUUGCUGUCCCCCUCUCUGGAAUGUUCUUCCAUUAGCCAUCUCAUGGCUAUCUCCCUCACUUUCUUCAGGCCCUUGCUAAAAUGUCACUUCUCAGUGGCACUGUCCCUGACCACUGAAUUUUCUUUAAAUAUUUAUUUAUUUAUUUGGUUCCACCAGGUCUUCGUUGUGGCCUGUGCAUUCUUACUUGAGGCAUGCAAACUCUUAGCUGAGAUGUGGGAUUUAGUUCCCUGACCAGGGAUCGAACCCAGGUCCCCUACAUUGGGAGUGCAGAGUCUAAGCCACUGGACCACCAGGGAAACCCUGGCCACUGAAUUUUCUAUCACAAAUUUUUCCAGGCCUCCUUACCCUCUUCUCAGCUAUUGUGUUCCUCACAGUCCAGCUAUCUGGGUUCCAGUCAGCCUCAGGCUGCUGUCCUGUGAUCUGCCAGGACUUUUAUCUCCUCCCAAACCCUUAAGGACCCUUGGAGCUGACUAUGUGGUGGCCGUCUAGCUGCUCCUUCUGAAGGAUCCACCUCUCUGAGUCACUUUGUAUCACAUCAUUCUGGGUUUUUUUUUCACAGCCAUUCCAUGCUCCGAGACAAGCUAAUAUAUUUAUUUGUUUACCUGUUUGCUUUUUGUCCCCACCCAGCCCCACCUCUCACUUUAAAGGCCACUCCAUAAGAGGAAACCUCACUGUCUUGCUCUGUAACAUGACCAGUACCUGCUGCAUGACGGGUCCUCCAAUAAUAAUUGUCCAGGCUGCUUGUCAGGCUCCCAGAGGCAGCCAGGCCCUCCUCCCCCUGCUCCCCCCCACACCUGGGACUUGCCCUGUGUGGAAACUCCCAGAACCUAGGGCUCCCCCGGCCCCGCCAGCUCCCACCAACAUCCCAGGCAGAGUCUCAGAGGAUCUGCUUGUGCUGUUGCCCUGUGUCUCCUCUGGAGACUGUUUGGAAGCCUGAAGCAGUCAUUCUGGCCAUCAGGGCUGGAGAGUGAUGGGCAGGUGUCAGGUGCCCGGAGCUCAAGAAAUACUUUUUGAGUGAAUAAAGGGAAAGUCUUCAGAGAUGAAAAAGAUAUUGCCAGGUGGACAAAAGAGAAAGGGCGCUCCAAGCAGAAGGAAGAGGAAACAAAGGACGGAGGCGUGAAGAGUGCACAUCACGGUUAGAGGACUUGGUCUAAUCCGGUGCCCACGGAAGGUUCUCUGUGGAGGGGAGGGGAGCCGGCAAGCAGGGAAGGGGAGGGCUAGCUGGGGAGGUCUGAGCUCCUGCAGGCUCAGAGCGGCUCAGCAGCGUCUUAGGUUUAAUCCUGCCCCCACCCCUGCUCCCCAGAGUUCCCCCUCUGACCCCACCCCUCCCCUCCCCUUCACCCAACCCCCAGCCUGGCCGCUCCCCACCGUCGCGCUGAAUGGACUUCUCUCUGGGCCUACGUCUGGGGCCUCGGAACAAGAAAGCCAGCCAUCAACAGCCACCUGCGCCCUCUGGACACUGCCCACCAGCUGCCUCCCCUUGUCCGUCCUGCCCACCCUCUGCCUGUGCCGGCCCCUGCCCAGCCUGUCCCCUUCCCGCCUGCUGCUCCGCCUAUCCUUCCUGCACGGCUCCCUGCCCCUCCUGUCCCGGCCUCCCGGGCCCACCCUGCACCUGCUCCUGCCCCCCCUGCCCCGCCUGUCCUCCCGUGACUUACCCCCACAGUGCCUGCAGCCAGUGCUCUGGCCAGCCCCUGGCCUGCUGCCGCCCCUCUCCUUGCCCCAUGUACCCUUGCUCCAGGGGUCGAGCCACCUGUUCCAGCUCCUGCUUGGGCUGCAGUGACGGCUGUGGCUGUGGUCGAGGGGCUGCCUGGGGUCCUCCAGGCUCCACCAGCCGCUGCAGCUGCUGCUUUAGGGGACAGCGUACCUCUCGGCACUGUCUGAUUGUCUAGGGGGUGGUUACCCAUCUCCUGGAGCACUUCUGCAGGCAGAAGAUCAGCUGGACCCUCUCCCAGGCAAGGAGUGGGGCAGGCUGCUCAGAGCCCCCCGGCCUCCUCCUCAGUUCUGGGAGAGCCAGGCAUCUGUUUUGAAGCUAGUUUCUAGAUACGCUCUCACUGGUUCCAGAACCUCCUCUUCUGCAACUUCUGCAAUGGAAAAUGUUCUUCUCAGGGCCUUUCCUGUGGUCCCUGAAGAAGAACUCCAGCUAAUGUAGAAGAAAAAUGGAAUUAGGAAAAUCACCGUUUUGCAAACCCUAAUGAAAUAAUUGAUCAGAGCAAGACUCUUCAAUGGAUGAAGCUAAGGAUGGUGGUUGAUGCAGAACUUUACAAUGGAGUAUUGAAGCUGUAACUACCUGACCCCACUGAUGAAUCUUAGCAUCACUAAAAAGGGCACAACCACAUAGCCUGUACCUCCUGGUAUGAUGCAAUCUGAAGCACUCAGCACCACCUGUGAAGGACUCUUGCCAAACAAAGGAACAAACAAAAAAACUGAACAUGAUUCUAAUCAAACCCUACCACUAACCUCCAUUUAAUAGGAAAUAUAGGGGGUGGAGAACAAAUUAAAUGGCACAACAAGGAAGUAAAACAAAAUAUCCAGAAUGUGGGACAUUCUAAAGGAAAUCUGACCUGGUUUCUUCAACUAGUCAAUGGCUGAACAGGAGGGUCAAUGAGAGGGGGCGUACAAAGAUAGCUACUACAUAGAAUAAGUGGACCUUGUUAGAUUCCUGAUGGGGACCCCCCAGUUGUAAAAAGACAUUUUUAGACUGUUGAAAACAUUUAAUUAUGAACUGCGUACUUACAAUGCCAAGGAAUCAGUGUUGAUUUUGUUAAAUGUGAAAAUGGCCUUGAGGUUAUGUAAGAAAAGGUCCUGAUUUCCUAGAGAUGCAUACUGAAGCAUGGAAUGAAGUGAUGUAUUUAAGUAUUUUGGCAAAUAAAAAAAGAAAGAAAGGAGGAGAAGGAACAAAGGGACAAAAAUCAAUAUUGUUGAAUUAAGUAUAUAAGGUUUCAUAGAACCUCUCUACCUUUAAGUAUAUUUGAACAUUUUCAUAAUAAAAGUUUUAAAUGAU
Molecule: messenger RNA, 3321 nt
Organism: Cervus elaphus (red deer)
Lineage: Eukaryota; Metazoa; Chordata; Mammalia; Artiodactyla; Cervidae
Product: small proline-rich protein 2H-like
Exons: 2
Coding region: 1700-2209 (169 amino acids)
Source: RefSeq, a predicted model, not a curated record